CAUUAUAGUCCACAAAUAAGUGAGAUCACGUGGUAUUUCUUUCUCUGAUCGGCUUAUUUGCUUAGCGUUUUUGAAGGCCAGGUGGGAGGUCCCAGUAAUCUCAACGAAGCUGCAACAGAGCCUCAAGCCUGAGGUUAGGACGCCCAGAGAGGAGCUGCGCGAACCUGCGGGGAAGGCGGGCGCGCGUGGGUGUGUCCGGCCUCAGCCCAGCGGGAGGUAUAGGAAAAACGCCUAUCUUUUUAUCUACUACUUAAUCCAGUUCUGUGGCCACUCAUGGAUAUUUACAAAUAUGACAGUCAGAUUCUUUUCAUUUGGAAAAGAUUCAAUGGUUGACACAUUUUAUGCUAUUGGACUUGUGAUGCAACUUUGCCAAUCCAUUUCCCUCUUGGAGUUGCUGCACAUAUAUGUCGGCAUCGAAUCAAACCAUCUUCUUCCUAGGUUGCUGCAGCUUACAGAGAGAAUAAUUAUCCUGUUUGUGGUGAUCACCAGUCAAGAGGAAGUCCAAGAGAAGUAUGUGGUGUGUGUUUUAUUCAUCUUCUGGAAUCUAUUGGAUAUGGUUAGGUACACUAACAGCAUGUUAUCAGUCAUAGGAAUAUCUUACGAUGUCCUGAUAUGGCUCAAUCAAACUCUGUGGAUGCCGAUCUAUCCUUUGUGUGUUCUUGCUGAAGCAUUUGCCAUCUAUCAGUCACUGCCUUAUUUUGAAUCAUUUGGCACUUACUCCACAAAGCUUCCCUUCGACUUAUCCAUCUAUUUCCCAUAUGUGCUGAAAAUAUAUCUCAUGAUGCUCUUUAUAGGCAUGUAUUUUAUCUACAGUCAUCUUUACUCAGAAAGAAGAGAUGUCCUCAGAGUGUUUUCCUUUAAAAAGAAGAAAAUGUGAGGCACAGCAGUCUGAUGUGACGUAGGAAAAAACAGGCUGUGGAUUCUGCUGUGGUAAACACAACUCAGGAAGCGUUCUGGUGGAAAAUUACCUAGUGUUUGAUAAAAAUCCAUGAAAGAAAUAAUUGCAGUCCGUGACUCUGACCCAUUACAUUUUCAAAACAUAUACUCUGAAUAACCGGUUUCUCCAAAGCUGUGGAUUUAUACAUAUUAACUUUGUAUUGUAUGAAGCCUGAUUAUUUUCCUGUAAGGGUAAUGUGAAAUAGAUUCAAUAAAAUCAAGAAACCAAAGUUAUUAACCCUAAAUUACAUCUAUUUCUUUUAACUUCUGAAUUUCCGAACAGCAGCAGAUCCGUAGGAGGGAGCGAUACGAAACGUGCUCUGUAGUUGUCUAGAGUAACAUUUCAUAGCCAGAUGCCACCAUUCCCACAGGUGACACUCACGUUAAAUGUCAGACACACUUAGAAAGCGAAAAUUUUCCCAACCCUGAAAGAGCAUCAGUAAUAUUACACAAGUUAUUUGGGCUUUAAUGCUGUAAAAGAGGACAUUGAUGAAAACAGAAUAAGACCUUUGAUAAAUACCCAUAUUCCUUUUAAAAAAAAA
This is a messenger RNA of Molossus molossus (Pallas's mastiff bat), 1478 nucleotides long. RefSeq names its product 3-hydroxyacyl-CoA dehydratase 4 (gene HACD4). Gene Ontology annotation, biological process: very long-chain fatty acid biosynthetic process; sphingolipid biosynthetic process; fatty acid elongation. The transcript is spliced from 7 exons. Gene Ontology annotation, molecular function: 3-hydroxyacyl-CoA dehydratase activity. Bases 290 to 877 code for a protein of 195 amino acids. Gene Ontology annotation, cellular component: endoplasmic reticulum membrane. Lineage: Eukaryota; Metazoa; Chordata; Mammalia; Chiroptera; Molossidae. The record is from RefSeq and is a predicted model, not a curated record.